Sabethes cyaneus is the source of this 944-nucleotide messenger RNA. Its product is annotated as glutamic acid-rich protein-like. The record is from RefSeq and is a predicted model, not a curated record. The transcript has 2 exons. The coding region runs from base 190 to 894 and encodes 234 amino acids. Lineage: Eukaryota; Metazoa; Arthropoda; Insecta; Diptera; Culicidae.
UCUUCGGCUGGUGGUGCAGCGAGUUCCAUUGUUGGUCGGUUUUUGUUGUGUUUUUCGCACAGACCUCAGACAGAACUUUGGAAUUGCUGGGGGAUCUGGAAGAGAAUAAAAAGGAGGAAAAUCAGGAUAGUUGCAGUCAGGAAUUCCUUUUCGUGUAGUGAAAGUCGCAACUAAUUGCCUGUCGUCACCAUGCGACACUUCUGGUUGCUGGGCCUGGUAGCGCUGGUGCUACUGGUGUCCUUUACCGAGGCCAACAAGAAAGAGGAAGGCUUCGAGGAGAGCGGUGGCAGCGAACAGGGUGAGGAACAUCACGAAAAGAAGGGCGAAAAGGGUGACAAAGGAUACAAAUCCAAACACGGUGUCGAGAAGAAGGAAAAGGGUGAUCACGCUAAGGAGGAACACGAAUCGCACUACGGCGAAGAGGGUGGCCACAAAAAGGAAAACCACGACGAAGGUGAAGAGUACAAAAAGCACCACGAGGAAAAGAAGGAAUCGAAACACGGUAAGCACGGCCAUAAGAAGGGCCACAAGAAGGGUUCGAAGACGACGGGCUACCACAAGAAAUCGCACAAGGAUGAUUACCACAAGGAGCACAAGUUCUACGACGAUCACCACAAGGAGGGCAAGCACAAGAAGUACGGAGACUUCCACGAGCAUCACAAGAAGGAAGCCGGAGAGCACAAGAAGGGCGAUCACCACGAGUCGGCCCACAAGGAGGAUCACUACUCCAAGAAGGGCCACUCGGACAAGGGACAUCACGACGAGGAUCACAAGGGCUGGAAGAAGAAGCACGGCCAUGAGAGUCACUACUCGCACAAGGAUGAUUACGGUAAGAAGGGCGGCAAAAGUGGCGGCAGUGAGCAUGGUUUCAAGAAAGGCGAUCAUCAUGGAUGAUUGUGCUAUGAUGAUAUUUGUAUGUUUAGUAGGUAAUAUGAUGAAGUUGA